AUGGCCACGCGGGGUAGCACGAGCAGCUAUGACGAGGCAGCGAGCUUCUUGCCCAAGUCACGGUCGACGCUCGUGGAGGAGCUCACGGCCAAGUACAUGGGCGAGGCCGCCAUGCGCCCACGAGAGACUUUGCCGCCAACGACCUCUGGGACAUCGCUGAGCUUUCACGAGUCGUCUUUGCAUUAUGCACCGAGCUACGAGCCACCGUCGCCCUUGACGACAUCGUCCGCAAGUGAACCGAACCCAUCGUACAUCGCAACGAUCCAGCCGUCAAGUGCGUCCGAGGUUGCAGCGGCUGACCACGUGGUGCAUCGGCUCGUGCAAGACGCGUACCGGGCCAUUGACGAGAUGAAGCAAGCCCAUCAAGUGCUCUUCAACAACGACACGAUGCCGCAGCGGUACGACAGCAUUCUCGCCGAAGCGGCAGCUACGAGCGUCGAGAAAGCGACACGGGCGCUGACUCGAGCCCGCGACCACUUUCGUGACUUUUGCUCCGUUGCUACACAAUUUGCGCGAGACGACCCGAUUACGUCAUCGUCUUCCACCCACGAGCCGACGUGUACCACCGAGACGAGGUCGCAAGCCGAUCGCUACGUCCCGUCGGAGCUUCGAGAGUCGCCUUCGAGAACCGCGUCAACCGAGAGCUGGUCGACGCCCCGCCACGAGAGUAUGUCGUUUGACGCAAGAGACACGUCUGCGCAGACAGAGUACAAGCCAUCCGUUGCUUUUGCCCAGCAGCGUGCACCUGCAGCGAGUCCCACCCAGCCGGCCACAACGACCGAAGGACGCAACUCGAUGUUUGCAGAUUUCGACCGGAAAAUGCAGGAAAUUCGCAUGUCUCUCAGCGCGAUUGCGUCGCGCGAGCCGUACACGGGCGGCAACACGCGCGAUGCAGCGCCGCCCGUCGAGACGCCGCAGCCCAACUACCGCGGGUCGUUUGAAGAAUACUUGAAAGAGUUCAAGCGCGACCUGCACCAGGAACGAGGCUAUGGCCAAGGAAGCCCCAGCAUGGACAAGUACAAAGCGAGCUCGGAUCGACCGUAA
This is a messenger RNA of Saprolegnia parasitica CBS 223.65, 1044 nucleotides long. RefSeq lists its product as hypothetical. NCBI's taxonomy places the organism in Eukaryota, Oomycota, Saprolegniomycetes, Saprolegniales, Saprolegniaceae. The transcript has 10 exons. Bases 1 to 1044 code for a protein of 347 amino acids. The record is from RefSeq and is a predicted model, not a curated record.